GUCACGCAAUUGCAUUAUUAUCGUACAUUUUCGUUAUUGCAAACAAUAAAUAAAAAAAAAAGUUUAUAUGAACUAGUGGCCAAGUUUUUGACAUGUUUUUGACAAACUUUAAAAAGAAGUGAACUUGCGAUCUUGCGAUACCAAAAUAACAAAUCAAAAGUACCAAAAGCUUUGUCAACUGUGAAGUCCGCCCUGUUACUUGUCAACUUUUUUUGCGAUUGCAAUGGCUACGAUGCUUCGAAGUGCUGUUUUAGCUGAACAUAUUCUUUUAAAGAAUGCUACAAAAGUUUUGGGAUCAACGACUUCAAACUGGCAACCCCAAAAACAGCAAACAAGAAACCUCAAUGUCCAUGAACACAUUAGUUAUACUUUAUUGAAGGAUGCUGGUAUUCAAGUUCCAAAAUUUGGAGUUGCUAAAACUAAGCAAGAAGCGAAAAAAAUUGCACAAGAUUUAGCUACUAAAGAUAUUGUACUUAAAGCGCAAGUAUUAGCAGGAGGGCGAGGCAAAGGUCACUUUAAAAAUGGCCUUAAAGGAGGAGUCAGAAUGGUGUAUUCCCCUGAGGAAGCUGAAGACAUUGCUGGUCAAAUGCUUGGUCAAUAUUUAAUCACAAAACAGACAGGUGAAAAAGGACGCAUUUGUAAUGCAGUAAUGGUUACUGAAAGAAAAUUCCCUAGAAAAGAAUUUUACUUUGCUAUUAUGAUGGAACGCGCGUUUUCUGGGCCAGUAAUUAUAGCAUCAUCUCAAGGUGGUGUUAAUAUUGAAGAAGUAGCUGCAGAAAAUCCUAAUGCCAUUUUAUACGAACCAAUUGAUAUAAGUAAAGGUCUGAGCAAGGAACAAGCUGAAAAAGUAGCUGUUAAAGUUGGUUUAAGCUCACAGAAAGAUAAAACUGCAGACAUGCUGUUAAAAAUGUAUGAUUUAUUCUGUAAAAAAGAUGCGCUACUAAUCGAGAUCAACCCUUAUGCUGAAGAUGCAGGAGAAACUUAUUUCUCUCUUGAUGCAAAAUUCCGCUUUGAUGACAACGCAGGUUUUAGACAAAAAGAAUUGUUUGCAUUACGUGAUUGGACUCAAGAAGAUGAAAAGGAAGUAGCUGCGGCCAAAUUUGAUCUUAAUUAUAUUGCUUUAGAUGGAAAUAUUGGUUGCCUUGUUAAUGGAGCUGGAUUAGCAAUGGCUACUAUGGACAUCAUUUCUCUUCAUGGAGGAUCCCCAGCAAAUUUUCUUGAUGUCGGAGGUGGAGCUACUGCACAAGCUGUAAAGGAAGCAUUUAAAAUCAUCACUGCAGAUCCAAAGGUUCACGCAAUUCUUGUGAACAUUUUUGGAGGGAUUAUGAGGUGUGAUGUAAUUGCUGAAGGUAUUAUUGCAGCUGCAAAAGAAUUAAAUCUGAAAAUGCCAAUUGUUUGUCGUCUGCAAGGCACCAAUGUUGAUGAUGCUAAAGUUUUAAUAGCUAGUUCUGGGUUGAAAAUUUUGCCUGUUGAUAAUUUGGAUGAAGCUGCGCGGUUGGUGGUCAAAUUAUCCAAUAUAGUUAGUUUGGCUCGUGAUGCCAAAUUAGACAUUAAUUUUGAAAUUCCAUUGUAAAUGUACAUUAAUAUUAUAUAAAAGUUGACACUGCAAUCAUUGUCCUUCAGUUAUUAUGAAGUGUUAGUGAAUGAUGCACACAUUGAUUUCUGUAAAACUGUGAAAUUAUGCAGUCUGUAUAUUGUUGUAAUUAUUUAUUUAUACACACGUUAACAAUAAAUUAUUCCUAAAUGUUGAA
Messenger RNA from Zophobas morio, 1751 nucleotides. It is a transcript of the gene ScsbetaA, whose product is annotated as succinate--CoA ligase [ADP-forming] subunit beta, mitochondrial. Gene Ontology annotation, biological process: tricarboxylic acid cycle; succinyl-CoA metabolic process. Lineage: Eukaryota; Metazoa; Arthropoda; Insecta; Coleoptera; Tenebrionidae. Gene Ontology annotation, molecular function: metal ion binding; ATP binding; succinate-CoA ligase (ADP-forming) activity. The transcript has 6 exons. The record is from RefSeq and is a predicted model, not a curated record. Bases 224 to 1573 code for a protein of 449 amino acids. Gene Ontology annotation, cellular component: mitochondrion; succinate-CoA ligase complex.